AUGACUGGAUAUACUUUAAGAGUCUCGCAUUACGAGGUUUUGGGUGUCACCACAGAUUCGACACUGAUGGAUAUAAAGAGGGCGUACAAGGAGAAACUCCUGAAUGUACAUCCUGAUAAAAACAAGGGUCAGGCUCCUAAGUCAAAUACGUACUCAGUCAACCAGAUUCAAGAGGCAUAUGGUGUUUUAGCUGAACAAACGUUGAGAACACAAUACGAUGCUAGUUUGGAGUUGAUUCAAAAGGCCAAUGGUUUUUACAAUAAUGGGGAAGGGCUGGAUGAGUAUUCACUAGACGGAUUUCGUUUCAAUGAAGAAACGCUUCUAUACAGCAUAGAUUGUCCACGUUGUAAAACUAAAGACGGUAUGCACAUUUCAGAAAAACUACUUGAACGACAUGUCGAUGAAAAUGAUCUUUCCGAUGAUGGUUACUUAGUGUUGAUACAGUGUGUAUCAUGCAGUCUGUGGAUAAAAGUUAAUUUUGAACAGGGAGAAACAGAUGAGGAAUAG
Molecule: messenger RNA, 507 nt
Organism: Tetrapisispora phaffii CBS 4417
Lineage: Eukaryota; Fungi; Ascomycota; Saccharomycetes; Saccharomycetales; Saccharomycetaceae
Gene: JJJ3
Product: Jjj3p
Exons: 1
Coding region: 1-507 (168 amino acids)
Biological process (GO): protein histidyl modification to diphthamide
Molecular function (GO): metal ion binding
Source: RefSeq, a predicted model, not a curated record